ACAUGACUAAAGUAAAACUGGAAUGGGGUAAACUCUCUUUAGAGGAAGGAAGAUACACCCCUAUCAUCCAACUGAACAGCGAGGGAAUCAGAAGGAACCCAGAGAUCGGCCACAGAUUUGGGCUCUUUGUACCUCUUGUAAAGAAAGGCAACUGCACCUUGAUUAUCGAUCCCGUCGACGCCAAAGACACGGGCGUUUAUGAAGUAUGGAUGGCACUAGAUGGCAGCUUGCACGAAGCCUAUCCCAAAACCACAAUUACCAUUUCAGACCAAAAGCAAGCCUCAGGUGCCUCCCGUGCCAACGUUAAACCGACUGUAAUGGCGACAUCCAUAAUGAGUACAACUGCUGCCUCCAACCAAACUGAUUUUUUUGUUAUGCUACUUGAUCAUAAACACGGGAGGACUACGAUUAUUGUAGUGAUAGCAGUACUAUCAUUCCUGUCCGUAGCGGCACUGAUAACAACCGUUAUGUGUUGUAUCUAUUUUCUUGAUGAUGAUGAUGAUGAUGAUGAUGAAAGCACGGAUGUUGAAGCCCCAAAGGAGGACACCCCCAAAGCAGCUCAAUGGAAGGAUAGUGUCCAAAUUGAGGAUGAGACAACGACUGACAGUCAGAGCGAAACGGAGGAAGAGAAAUCUAUGAAGGAUAGUGUCCAUAUUGAGGAUGAGACAACGACUGACAGUCAGAGCGAAGAGGAGGAAGAGAAAUCUAUGAAGGAUAGUGUCCAUAUUGAGGAUGAGACAACCAGUGAUAGAUCGAAGGAAGAGGAGGAAGCGAAAUUUACGUCCGCUGAAUCGGAGUCUGAUAAAUCCGAUGAUUUGGAGUCUGAUAAAUCCGAUGAUUGGGAGACUUAUAAAUCCAAAAAAUCCGCCUCAGAAUAUGAAAGCGAAACGAGUUCAGAAGAGGAAUCAAGUGAGAAACUCGGUUAGGCGGAUGAAAGUGACUAAGAAGACUUGACAUGUUUAAUCAGCCUCAGCGGAUAUAUUUUCAAAAUAAAUAAAUUUAUCCUGUACCAAAAAUAUUUGUGGAAUACAGUCGUUUUUAUUUCAGCUUUUAUUAUUAGUGACUAAUGUGGAGUCUUGGGGGUAUCGACGAUGCAUUUGUUUGAAUUUCUUGGGAAUGGAAGACAUACCAUGACAUUUAAAAAGAUACACUAAGGGGCAGAUUUAUCAAAGGUCAAGGUGAAUUUUCAAAUUCAAAAAAUCA
Messenger RNA from Xenopus laevis (African clawed frog), 1203 nucleotides. RefSeq lists its product as uncharacterized. The transcript is spliced from 4 exons. Bases 3 to 926 code for a protein of 307 amino acids. NCBI's taxonomy places the organism in Eukaryota, Metazoa, Chordata, Amphibia, Anura, Pipidae. The record is from RefSeq and is a predicted model, not a curated record.